AUGGAGCCAUCACCAACUAACCUUUCAUUGUGGGUGCCAUUGGGCAACAGCACUUUCUCAGAUGGAGGUGAGUCAGCUGCAGCCCUGGGAGCUGUGCUGAGCCUGAUGUGUGCCACAGGGGUGGCUGGAAACCUCUAUGCCCUGGCGGUAGUAUGGGCCUCACCCUCAGCCUCCUCGCUUCGUGUCCACCUCGUCAACCUGGCCUUGGCUGACUUGCUGUACUUGUCAACGGCCCCCUUCAUAGUCCACAAUGGGUUGGUGAAGGAUUGGCUUUUCGGUGAGGUGGGCUGCCGGGUCCUCCUUAGCCUGGACCUUCUCACCAUGCACGCCAGCAUCUUCCUGCUCACUCUGAUGAGCUGCGAACGCUACACCGCCGUGGCACAUCCUUUCCAGGCUGCACGCCAUGCGCGGCGGUGCCGCCGGCCGCUGGCCAUUGCCAUUUGGUUCCUGUCCUUUGCCCUGGCCCUCCCCAUGAUGGUGAUGAUCCACCAAGAGGAGCGUGCUGUGGGGGAUGGAGCGGUCAUCCGGCGUCUCUGUUCUCCAACCUGGAGUGAGGAACAGUAUAGGGUCUACCUGAGCAUCCUUUUCAGCACCAGCAUUGUGGCGCCCGGCAUAGUCAUUGGGUCCCUCUACUGGCGCCUGGCAAGGACUUAUUGGGUCUCACAGACACGUGGCGGCUUGGGACGCUCUCCGAAGAACCGAGUGUUCCUCCUCAUCCUCAUCAUUGUCUUGGCUUUUUGGGCUUGCUAUUUGCCAUUCUGGAUCUGGCAGCUUCUGCCCCUUUACUGCCAGUCCGCAGCCCACCUGCCCAUCCGCACAGAGAUCUCCAUCAACCACUUGGUGACUUGCUUGACUUACGGAAACAGCUGCAUUAACCCUUUCCUCUACACCUUGCUGACGCGCAACUACCGUGAGUUCCUGCGUGCUCGCCAAAGGGGAUCAUCGCGUGCCUCCCUGCGAUGCCUCCAGAGCAGAGGAAGGCCACAGGGAGAAGGCGCAGAGGUCGUCUGA
This is a messenger RNA of Rhineura floridana, 1011 nucleotides long. Its product is annotated as urotensin-2 receptor-like. The transcript has a single exon. The coding region runs from base 1 to 1011 and encodes 336 amino acids. Lineage: Eukaryota; Metazoa; Chordata; Lepidosauria; Squamata; Rhineuridae. Gene Ontology annotation, molecular function: urotensin II receptor activity. Gene Ontology annotation, biological process: neuropeptide signaling pathway; blood vessel diameter maintenance; regulation of blood pressure. The record is from RefSeq and is a predicted model, not a curated record. Gene Ontology annotation, cellular component: membrane.